AAUGACCAAGUAUAAUGCAAGUUCCAUUCAAAUACUCAAUUCAACUUAGUGUUUUUAAUUAAUCAAUGGCCACUUCCACAUUUCUCUCCCUUUCAUGCACUCCCCAAAGCAUGUUGCAUUCCAAACACAAGUCACACACACGAUCCUCAACUAUGUCAUUGUUGUCACCCCAAGUAGGACUAAAAAACCUCUAUCACCCUCUAAGGAACAAUGUGUCUUCUCCUAUUCAAUUGAAACCUAGGAGAAUUCAUGUUGGUGGCUUAGUAAAGGCAUCAAUAAAUAACAACAAGAAUGUGGAGGUGUUAAGUAAAGAGCAUCUUUCUGUGUCUUUGGCCAAACAUAUUGCUGACCUCUCCAAUAAAUACAUUAGAGAGAAAGGACGUUUCACUGUCGUUUUGUCUCCUGGACCUGUCAAGUACCUUAGGAAGCUGGUGGAACCUCCAUAUUGUGACACUAUCGAUUGGUCUAAGUGGCAUAUAUUUUUGGUGGAUGAGAGAGUGGUGCCAAAGACUCACGUAGAUAGCAAUUACAAACUUGCUUAUGAUGGAUUCAUCUCUAGGGUACCAAUCCCCGCACUAAAUGUGUACACAAUUGAUGAUGCCUUACCAGCAGAUGGAGCAGCAGAUGUUUAUGAAACAACAGUGAGACGUUUAGUGACAAGCAGUGUGAUAUCAACAUCACCUCUCACAGGAUUCCCAAAAUUUGAUCUUAUGUUAUUAGAUAUGGGACCUGAUGGACAUGUAGCUUCUCUGUUUCCAGGGUACCCUGCAACAAAUGAGAAUAAUAAAUGGGUUACUUAUCUAAAAAAUGCCCCUAAACCACCUCCUGAGAGAAUCACUUUUACAUUGCCAGUGAUCAAUGCUUCUUCAAAUAUUGCUAUGGUUGUGACUGGUGCUGGUAAAGCUGAUGUUGUUUACUCUGCACUUGAGAAACCUCCUAAUGCUGAUAAUUAUCUUCCUAUUCAAAAGGUUUCACCUGAGGGAGAGAUUAAAUGGUUCUUGGAUAAGGGUGCAGCUUCAAGGCUGUAUAGUUAAUUUGAGUGAGCGUUUGGAUUGAUAGGGAGUUUGACUGAAUUAUACAUGGUCUGUCGUGAUUUUGACAAAACUUACACUUUGUAAUUUUGAAAAAUCAUGACACUGCUAUGAUUUUGUUAAAUUCACUACGUUCUAAAUAGACACAUAAUAUAUAUAUUUUAAAGAGAAAAUAAAGCAAAUUAUAUGGGAUUGCUACUCACGAUUUAAAUUAA
Molecule: messenger RNA, 1246 nt
Organism: Cicer arietinum (chickpea)
Lineage: Eukaryota; Viridiplantae; Streptophyta; Magnoliopsida; Fabales; Fabaceae
Product: probable 6-phosphogluconolactonase 4, chloroplastic
Biological process (GO): carbohydrate metabolic process; pentose-phosphate shunt
Molecular function (GO): 6-phosphogluconolactonase activity
Source: RefSeq, a predicted model, not a curated record